This is a messenger RNA of Salmo salar (Atlantic salmon), 6204 nucleotides long. RefSeq names its product F-box/LRR-repeat protein 2. The record is from RefSeq and is a predicted model, not a curated record. Gene Ontology annotation, molecular function: protein binding. Lineage: Eukaryota; Metazoa; Chordata; Actinopteri; Salmoniformes; Salmonidae. Gene Ontology annotation, cellular component: SCF ubiquitin ligase complex. Gene Ontology annotation, biological process: SCF-dependent proteasomal ubiquitin-dependent protein catabolic process.
AUACAUGUUAUCGUUUCAACCCGCUCGAGCAGGAGGGAGGGAUAUUGAGGCCAGCUGAUGAGCUGUCUGAGAGGCGGAAGUGAGGUCACCAGGAGCGCGUCCAUGUUAUUAUUGUUAUUUUGGUAGCUGGCAGUGUGAUGAGACGGACUGGAGAGCCGUCGGGCUCAAAUACUAGGUUAUUGCUCUUCCAGGCCGCCCCGGACUAAGCAGUAAUCCCGGAGAAAGAAGCCCUGUCGCCGGCAGGGGAGAGCACCCAGUCCAGGCUCUUCUCCCACCAGCAGCCCUUCCAACGACACAGGCUACAAAAACAAUAGGGUAUCCGCCAAACCUAACGCUUAGCCCCAGACGUGUUGUGUACGGUAACACCCUCCGCAGAUAUGAACGGCAUCACCAAGGGCAGGUUUGAGGUGUUUUCCUCCAGUGAUGAAGCUCCAAUUAACAAGAAGCUUCCUAAGGAGCUGCUGCUCAGAAUCUUCUCCAAUCUGGAUGUGAUCACAUUGUGCAGGUGUUCCCAGGUGUCCAAGGCGUGGAAUGUCCUGGCCUUGGAUGGUAGUAACUGGCAGAAGAUUGAUCUGUUCAACUUCCAGACAGACAUAGAGGGUAGAGUAGUGGAGAACAUCUCUAAGCGAUGUGGAGGCUUCCUGAGGCAGCUGAGUUUGAGGGGAUGUCUCAGUGUGGGAGAUGCAUCCAUGAAGACAUUUUCCCAGAACUGCCGAAACAUUGAGGUGUUGAACCUGAACGGCUGCACUAAGAUCACAGACAGCACCUGUCUCAGCCUCUCCAAGUUCUGCUGCAAACUCAAACAGCUGGACCUCACCUCCUGCGUGUCUGUUACCAACCACUCCCUCAAAGCUCUCAGUGACGGCUGUAGUAUGUUGGAGAUGUUGAACCUGUCGUGGUGUGACCAAAUCACCAGAGAUGGCAUCGAGGCUCUGACCAGGGGCUGUAACAACCUACAAGCCCUGUUCCUACGUGGCUGCACACAGUUGGAGGAUGGAGCACUGAAACCCCUCCAGAAACACUGUCCUGAACUAACCACUAUCAACAUGCAGACCUGCUCAAUAACUGAUGAUGGCUUGGUCAGUCUGUGUCGGGGGUGCCACAAGCUGCAGGUCCUGUGUAUCUCUGGCUGCAGUAACAUUACAGACGCCUCUCUCACCGCUCUGGGGCUCAGCUGCCCCCGACUCAAGAUCUUGGAAGCAGCACGAUGUUCCCAUGUUACAGACGCUGGGUUUACUGUACUGGCCAGGCAUUGUCAUGAGAUGGAAAAAAUGGAUUUAGAAGAAUGUGUUUUGGUGACUGACAACACUCUAGUCCAGCUCGCUAUUCACUGCCCUCGCCUGCAAGCACUGUCUCUCUCCCACUGUGAGCUGAUAACUGACGACGGUAUCAGGGCGCUGAGCAGCAGUGUGUGUGGACAGGAGCGCCUCACGGUGGUGGAGUUGGAUAACUGCCCUCUGAUCACAGACGGGACUCUGGAGCACCUGAAGAACUGCCACCGUCUGGAGAGGAUAGAACUCUACGACUGCCAGCAGGUCACCAGGGCCGGCAUCAAACGCAUACGGGCCCAUCUCCCAGAGAUAAAGGUCCACGCCUACUUUGCCCCGGUGACGCCCCCUCCCUCGGUGCACGGCGGGGGCCAUAGGCUGUGUCGCUGCUGCGUCAUCCUCUGACAGUGGAGGGCCCGGGGGGGGCAGCUCUGUCUACAGGGCCUAAUGCUGUGACCCCCCCCACCCAACAACAAUAACUCACCGCCACGUGAUGAGACUGACCCUGAACCCCAUCACGACUACACCGCACCCUGAACCCCACCACGACUACACCGCACCCUGAACCCCACCGCGACUACACCGCACCCUGAACCCCACCACGACUACACCGCACCCUGAACCCCACCACGACUACACCGCACCCUGAACCCCACCACGACUACACAGCACCCUGAACCCCACCACGACUACACCACACCCUGAACCCCACCGCGACUACACCACACCCUGAACCCCACCACGACUACACCGCACCCUGAACCCCACCACGACUACACCGCACCCUGAACCCCACCACGACUACACCGCACCCUGAACCCAACCGCGACUACACCGCACCCUGAACCCCACCACGACUACACCGCACCCUGAACCCCACCGCGACUACACCACACCCUGAACCCCACCGCGACUACACCGCACCCUGAACCCCACCACGACUACACCGCACCCUGAACCCCACCACGACUACACCGCACCCUGAACCCCACCACGACUACACCGCACCCUGAACCCCACCACGACUACACCGCACCCUGAACCCCACCACGACUACACCACACCCUGAACCCCACCACGACUACACCGCACCCUGAACCAAUAACCGCAAGGUCGUGUUCACUAGGCACUAAACGGGAGAUUUUUGAAAAUGGUUCUUCCCAAACUUUUUCCAAUGAUUAAACAAAAUUGUUACAUUUUAUGUUUAAAUGUUUUUCUACGGUCUGACACCCCCCCAUCACUACUGAUCUCUGAUCAAUACCCUGGACAUGGACCCCCCCAUCACUACUGAUCUCUGAUCAAUACCCUGGACAUGGACCCCCCCCAUCACUACUGAUCUCUGAUCAAUACCCUGGACAUGGACCCCCCCCCCAUCACUACUGAUCUCUGAUCAAUACCCUGGACAUGGACCCCCCCAUGACUACUGAUCUCUGAUCAAUACCCUGGACAUGGACCCCCCCAUCACUACUGAUCUCUGAUCAAUACCCUGGACAUGGACCCCCCAUCACUACUGAUCUCUGAUCAAUACCCUGGACAUGGACCCCCCCAUCACUACUGAUCUCUGAUCAAUACCCUGGACAUGGACCCCCCCAUCACUACUGGUCUCUGAUCAAUACCCUGGACAUGGACCCCCAUCACUACUGAUCUCUGAUCAAUACAGACUGAUUGAUCACUACUGAUAAAUGAUCAAUUGGACUCUGAGGUUCCUACUCAGGGGAGGAGGGGUGGGGUCUUCUCUCUCUGACAGAACUCUGAGUCGGCCAUCACUCACCUCCCAGACCCCUCCUCUCAAACUACCUUCACCUUCCAGACCCCUCCUCUCAAACUACCUUCACCUUCCAGACCCCUCCUCUCAAACUACCUUCACCUUCCAGACCCCUCCUCUCAAACUAUCUUCACCUCCCAGACCCCUCCUCUCAAACUACCUUCACCUCCCAGACCCCUCCUCUCAAACUACCUUCACCUUCCAGACCCCUCCUCUCAAACUACCUUCACCUUCCAGACCCCUCCUCUCAAACUACCUUCACCUCCCAGACCCCUCCUCUCAAACUACCUUCACCUUCCAGACCCCUCCUCUCAAACUACCUUCACCUUCCAGACCCCUCCUCUCAAACUACCUUCACCUUCCAGACCCCUCCUCUCAAACUACCUUCACCUUCCAGACCCCUCCUCUCAAACUACCUUCACCUUCCAGACCCCUCCUCUCAAACUACCUUCACCUUCCAGACCCCUCCUCUCAAACUACCUUCACCUUCCAGACCCCUCCUCUCAAACUACCUUCACCUUCCAGACCCCUCUUCUCCAAAACUACCUUCACCUCCCAGACCCCUCCUCUCAAACUACCUUCACCUUCCAGACCCCUCCUCUCAAACUACCUUCACCUCCCAGACCCCUCCUCUCAAACUACCUUCACCUUCCAGACCCCUCCUCUCAAACUACCUUCACCUUCCAGACCCCUCCUCUCAAACUACCUUCACCUCCCAGACCCCUCCUCUCAAACUACCUUCACCUUCCAGACCCCUCCUCUCAAACUACCUUCACCUUCCAGACCCCUCCUCUCAAACUACCUUCACCUUCCAGACCCCUCCUCUCAAACUACCUUCACCUUCCAGACCCCUCCUCUCAAACUACCUUCACCUUCCAGACCCCUCCUCUCAAACUACCUUCACCUUCCAGACCCCUCCUCUCAAACUACCUUCACCUUCCAGACCCCUCCUCUCAAACUACCUUCACCUUCCAGACCCCUCUUCUCCAAAACUACCUUCACCUCCCAGACCCCUCCUCUCAAACUACCUUCACCUUCCAGACCCCUCCUCUCAAACUACCUUCACCUCCCAGACCCCUCCUCUCAAACUACCUUCACCUCCCAGACCCCUCCUCUCAAACUACCUUCACCUCCCAGACCCCUCCUCUCAAACUACCUUCACCUCCCAGACCCCUCCUCUCAAACUACCUUCACCUUCCAGACCCCUCCUCUCAAACUACCUUCACCUUCCAGACCCCUCCUCUCAAACUACCUUCACCUUCCAGACCCCUCUUCUCCAAAACUACCCUGCCUUUCCAGACCCCUCCUCUCUAAUACUUGGACUAGUGGAUGAGGGGGGAUGAUCCUAAAGAGGCAGAGGACUAAAACCCACAAAAUGUUGGACAGUGUUAUUCAGGAUGGUGGAAUGGUACAGAACGUGCACAUAGAAGUAUGUUGUGUAGAAGAGACGUGAUGAGGAGCGUUGGUAAUCGUGUCAGCUCCAUAUGCUACGUUUCUAUCUGCAAGGUUUCCAGUCUUGCCCUUCUAACCACACCCCCUGGACAACGCAUCACUCUGGGUGGAACUUCAUCUUAACCAAUCACAUGCCACCUCUGUGUCACCAUGCUGCGAGUCAACCUGCUGCAACCAAUCGACACGCACAGCUCUGUGGAUCUGAAAAGGGGAUUCUGGGAAGUGUAGUGAUUCUGGGUGCGAGCAGAGAGGAUGCUGGGAUAGCCCUGACUCACGGCGAUGUAGGGGACACCACUAAACCCCGCCCAUCCAGAGGCAAACAGAAAACCAGAACAAAGUACAAAGCUGAACAUUUUGACGUUUUUGUUGUGCACCUGAGAACCUGCCUGUUUGAGACUGUGUUUUUGUUUGUAAGAGAGUUUACAAUGAGGCAACUCGCCCUCGGAUUGGAGUUGACCAGUAACAAAUGAUUAUUUUCCCUCUUUUUCAGUGCUUAUUGUUAUUGUCCAUGCUUAUCUAUCCAGAGGGAGAGCAGAUCUGUGUGCAUCUCUCCUUUUGAAAAUAAUGAAAACAAACUGUUACUGUUGGACAGAAAUGGACCGUCUCUGUCAGAAAAUAGCAUCCAAUGACAUCACUGGAACGUGUACUCUGGGCCUUCUGUGUGGCUGUGGAACACACAGGCCUGGUUCCAAACUGACCACUAGCCCCUUGACCACUAAGCAUCUCCUGACUCACCCUCAAUCAAAUGAAACGGAGAGGUUUGAGCCUAAGCGAUGAUCAUGUGUCUUUAGAUUUUAAAAAAUAAAAUAAAAUCUGGAGCAGUGGAUUCAAGCAACAUGGCAGAUACUUCACACAGUCUACCAGAUAACUUCACACAGUCUACCAGAUAACUUCACACAGUCUACCAGAUAACUUCACACAGUCUACCAGAUGGAGAUUGAGGUCAAGCUAUAGACCCGCUAUGUUACUGUUACCUACCAUGUAAUCUCUUGUGGACAGAUGUGCAUAACAGAACUGGUAUUGUAGCAUCUGUCAGCAGACUGUGGGUUGCGCCGACUAGCGAUGAAAUUUGUUCUGGUGCGCAGAUCUUUCAUCACUGGUAAUUUGGACAAAUCACGAUUUCGCAGGCGUCUUUUCGAAUUUCGGAAGAGUAAGGGGACAUUUGGCCCAUACACCUCUCCUGUAACCUGGAUCUCCUAGUUCUAGUAUAUUCUCUAACACGUCUGCCCCCAGAACUUAAUUAAGCAUCUAACGCAAUUGCACAGGAUUUUUCACUCUGGGUGUCCGAGAUGACCUACCAUGUGUUUUCAGAUGUUCCGGGGCUAAGGGAAGGGGGUCAGGGCUAGGGGCCAGUCCAGGGUUUGGGACAAGGCCUGUCCGUGUUUAGUCUCAGACAGACAGAAGCGUGUAGUAUAUAAUAUGGGUGUUUGACUCGGAUGCGUCUGGUUCCAGGUCAAUAAGCUGACUGACCUCUAGGGUUGGGGGGGUCAGUUCUUUAUUAAUUCAGUCUUUGAAAUGGAAUUGAUCCCAACCCUGCUGACCUCACUGUGUGGCAGUGAUACUAACGCCUCUCUUUCACAGCUGAUCUAACAGGAGCUUUAUGUUGAAAAUGAAUAAAUAUAACAUAAAUAAAUCAAAGUAACUGAUUAGUAAACGUGCUCUGACUGGCUCUACAGUGGAAUUUGUUGAAAUAAAUGUUCUGAGUAGCGCUUACUCUGA